GUGUGUUAUAAGGCAGCCAAGAUCCUUCUCUCCCGCCACACUCCGCCACGCGACACCGCCAUGAACACUCGGGUCAUCUUACUAACCGCCCUCUGCCACGUGCUGGGGCGGAGCACGGCGGCGGCGGCUGGUCAGCUGAACCGAGUAGGUUCUGGGGGCGUGGUGUACGCAGCGGCGCCCCAAGAGCGAGGGGCGUACGCCGUGGCGAGGGCCGGCGGACCCUACAACUACGGCUACAACACAGGGGACGGCAUCGCGAAGGUGGAGGUUCGUCAGCCCUCGGGAACGGUCGUCGGCUCCUACAGGUACUUCGACCCCAACGGCAAACAGGUGGUUCGUUCGUACAUCGCCGACGAGAAAGGCUUCAGAGUACUAGGAAACGACCUGCCCAUCAGCCCCGACACACCUGCCUCGCAAGUGCAUGGGACACCUGCCUUCACCGGCGCAGUUGAAGGCACGAGUGAGUUCGACGUACCGCCUCCUCUGAGUCCUAACACGCAGUACCAAACGACCCAUACUGUCAACGUUCCUCAGACACAGCAACCCCAGUCUGUACAGCAACAGGCCCUGCAGCAACAGCAAAGCGCUCUCUUGCAGGAACAGCAACUCCAGUUUCAGCAGCAGCAGGAGCAGCUGGAAGAGCAAAGGCGACAGCUAAGGCUUCAGCAAGAGAAGCUCGAAGCCUUGCAGAGAGAUCUCGAGCAACAGCAGCAGAGUUUCCGACAGCAAUACGAAAAGCAGACGCAGCAACACGUCUUAACGCAGCCUGAGCCGCAGCCCCAGCCGUCCCAGCAGCAGUUCCAGUACCAGACGCAAAAUACUCUCUCAGGAGGGUACACUUCACCCUACUACUACUACCCACACCAGUACGACUACGAUUUCCCCGCAGGCUUCGCUUUCGCAGGGCUUCCGGUCGUGAAGCCUCCAGUAGGGGCGAAGAGAGUACACCCCGAGGAACCCUUCUCGGCUGGGCAUACGGCUUCCAGGGUGAAUAUCCGCCCGCCUGUGGCUCCUCACCGGAAUUACGCGACUCAUAGCAAUCCGAUCACCGCCGGACACACGAAAGACCGUCGACACCACAGUAGCUAUGUCAUUGGACUUGCUCGUUAGUCCUACUCUCUUCGGUCAGUGGCUUUUGGAGUUUUAAAGUGUAUGAUGAUUCCUGCAACGAAUAAUGGGCUAAUGGACUGACAGAUCGCCUUUAGAAGAAUAAUGAUUCCAUUAGUAUUAUGACAGAUGGUAGAGCUAUGUACCAAAGUCAUCAACGCCACAAAGCAUCUUUAAAAUUUAUCAGUAUGGGCGUCCGUGUUUGGGGGCUGAGGUGUGGGUGCUGACAGAAUGUUGGUGGCGGGCGGGGGCGAUGUCGUUGCGUGUGGAUGUUUGGAAUCCAGUCUAACCGACGUGUUACCAUUCCUCUUAUGUCUGUUAUCGUGUCACUGCUGAUAUCUCUUAUUUUACCACAACUUGAGGUUAGUCUCUGCAAGCGUUUCCUUCUGGUUGUAAACGAGCCAGUUAGUUUUGGCGUCUCAUCUGAAUUUUACAAGUUGACAGGGCUGUCACUGCAGGAGUUUCCCCUUCGGUGUACACACUUCAAGGGCAGUCACUGCAGGAGUUUCCCCUUCGGUGUACACGCUACAAGGGCAGGCACUGCAGGAGUUUCCCCUUCGGUGUACACACUACAAGGGCAGGCACUGCAGGAGUUUCUCCUUCGAUGUAAACGCUACAAGGGCAGGCACUGCAGGAGUUUCCCCUUCGGCGUACACACUACACGGGCAGUCACUGCAGGAGUUUCCCCUUCGGUGUACACACUACAAGGGCAGACACUGCAGGAGUUUCCCCUUCGGCGUACACACUACACGGGCAGGCACUGCAGGAGUUUCCCCUUCGGUGUACACACUUCAAGGGCAGUCACUGCAGGAGUUUCCCCUUCGGUGUACACGCUACAAGGGCAGGCACUGCAGGAGUUUCCCCUUCGGUGUACACACUAAAAUGAGUCUCCCCUGACUUGUACUUUUACACCACAUUGUUCGAAUAUGGUAACAUGAACUCCAUGAACAUUGUAUAAUUGUUAUCUAACAAUAUGUUGUUAACUACUUUAGUUUAUAGGGAAUUUAGAGAUAGAAUUGUAAAUUAUUAAUAAAUAUCUUAAUGUA
Penaeus vannamei (Pacific white shrimp) is the source of this 2153-nucleotide messenger RNA. Its product is annotated as mediator of RNA polymerase II transcription subunit 12. The record is from RefSeq and is a predicted model, not a curated record. Gene Ontology annotation, molecular function: structural constituent of chitin-based larval cuticle. Lineage: Eukaryota; Metazoa; Arthropoda; Malacostraca; Decapoda; Penaeidae. Gene Ontology annotation, cellular component: chitin-based extracellular matrix.